This is a messenger RNA of Cordyceps fumosorosea ARSEF 2679, 1287 nucleotides long. RefSeq names its product 3-oxoacyl-(acyl-carrier-protein) synthase 2. Bases 1 to 1287 code for a protein of 428 amino acids. The transcript has 2 exons. The record is from RefSeq and is a predicted model, not a curated record. NCBI's taxonomy places the organism in Eukaryota, Fungi, Ascomycota, Sordariomycetes, Hypocreales, Cordycipitaceae. Gene Ontology annotation, biological process: fatty acid biosynthetic process. Gene Ontology annotation, molecular function: 3-oxoacyl-[acyl-carrier-protein] synthase activity.
AUGCGACGAGUCGUCGUGACAGGCCUCGGCGCCGUCACGCCGCUGGGCGUCGGCGCGCGACGCACCUGGAAUCGCCUCCUUGCUGGCGAUUGCGGCAUCGUCAGCGUCGCCGACCGUGAGCCCAAGGAGCGCUGGCAGGAGCUCACGAGCACAGUAGCGGGCGUCGUACCCCUCGGUGGCAUCGAAAAGGGCGGCUGGGAUGCCAAUGACUGGCUCACCGCCGCCGAGCAGCGCCGCAUGUCGCUCUUCACCCAGUACGCCGUCGCGGCCACCGAGAUGGCGCUCAAGGACGCCGAAUGGGACGCGGCCAAGCCAUCAGAAAAAGAAAACACGGGCGUUUGCCUGGGAAGCGGGAUAGGAAACCUCGACGACAUGUACACGACCAGCCUGGAGCACCAUAAGGGGGGAUACAAAAAGGUGUCGCCGCUGUUCGUGCCCAAGAUCCUCACCAACAUGGCCGCCGGCCACAUCGCCAUGAAGCACGGCUUCCAGGGCCCCAACCACACCGCGACCACGGCCUGCACCACCGGCGCGCACUCCAUCGGCGACGCGGCGCGCUUCAUCGCCCUCGGCGACGCCGACGUCAUGGUCGCCGGCGGCUCCGAGUCGUGCAUCCACCCGCUGACCUUUGCCGGCUUCGGCCGCGCGCGCUCCCUCGCCACCGCCCGCAACGACCGCCCGGCUUCCAGCUGCCGGCCGUUCGACGCCGGCCGCGACGGCUUCGUCGUCGCCGAGGGCGCUGCCGUAUGCGUGCUGGAGGAGCUGGAGCACGCUAAGGCGCGGGGGGCGCGCGUGUACGCGGAGGUCCGCGGGUACGGAUGCAGCGGCGACGCGCACCACAUGACGGCGCCGCGCGCGGACGGACACGGCGCGUUCUUGGCGAUGAGGCGCGCGCUGCGCGGCGCGGGGGUGAGGCCGGCGCAGGUGGGUUACGUGAACGCGCACGCGACGGGCACGGAGGUGGGCGACGUCGCGGAGACGAUGGCGAUACGCCGCAUCAUGAUGGGGGAGGAGGGCGUGGCGGAGGAGGGACAGGUCACGGUGAGCAGCACCAAGGGCGCCGUGGGGCACCUGCUGGGCGCGGCCGGUGCGGUCGAGGCCAUGUUCACGAUCCUGGCGAUUCACGAGGGGAUCGUGCCGGCGACGUUGAACUUGGAGUCGCCGAAUGUCGGGGUGGAGUUUGACUUCGUGCCGCGAACGGCCAAGGAUAAGGAUAUCAGCGUGGCGGUGAGCAACAGCUUUGGCUUUGGCGGCACGAACAGCUCGCUGGUUUUUGGAAAGGUUUAG